This is a messenger RNA of Lodderomyces jiufengensis, 3432 nucleotides long. It is a transcript of the gene STE23, whose product is annotated as metalloendopeptidase. The coding region runs from base 1 to 3432 and encodes 1143 amino acids. Gene Ontology annotation, molecular function: metal ion binding; metalloendopeptidase activity. The record is from RefSeq and is a predicted model, not a curated record. The transcript has a single exon. Gene Ontology annotation, cellular component: cytosol; mitochondrion. Gene Ontology annotation, biological process: peptide catabolic process. Lineage: Eukaryota; Fungi; Ascomycota; Pichiomycetes; Serinales; Debaryomycetaceae.
AUGUCCAUAUGUUUUAAUAAUUUUAAUUUAAAAUCUAUUACUUUAAAUAUUUUGAAAAAUUUAAAUUUAUUUACAACAUCUACUUCAAAUUAUAAUAAUAUUCAAUAUCAACAACAAUUUUAUAAAUUAUCAACUUCAACUUCAUCUUCAUUAAUAAAUAAAAGAUUUCAAUCAACUUCAUCUCAAUAUCAAUAUCAACAACAACAACAGCAUCAAGAACAAAUUUAUCAAUAUCAUCAAAAUAAUAAUAAUAAUAAUACUUCAAUGUCAGAGUUACAAGAUCAAUAUACUUUAUUAGCAGAUGAUUCGAUAAUAACUAAAUCAAUAAAUGAUGAUAGAAAUUAUCGUUUUUUUAAAUUAAAUUCAAAUGAUUUAAAAGUAUUAGUUAUAAAUGAUCCUCAAGCUGAUAAAUCUGCGGCUUCAUUAGAUGUUAAUGUUGGAUCUUUUAAUGAUAAACAAUAUAAUAUUUCUGGUUUAGCUCAUUUUUGUGAACAUUUAUUAUUUAUGGGUACAUCAAAAUAUCCAAAAGAAAAUGAAUAUUCAAAUUAUUUAUCAAAACAUUCUGGUAAUUCAAAUGCUUAUACAUCAUCUGAACAUACAAAUUAUUAUUUUCAAAUUGGUUCAAAUUAUUUAGAAGGUGCAUUAGAUAGAUUUUCUCAAUUUUUUAUAUCACCAUUAUUUAGUAAAGCAUGUGAAGAUCGUGAAAUUAAUGCAGUUGAUUCAGAAAAUAAAAAAAAUUUACAAAAUGAUAUUUGGAGAUUAUAUCAAUUAGAUAAAUCAAUUAGUAAUUCAAAUCAUCCAUAUAAUGGAUUUUCAACUGGUAAUUAUCAAACUUUACAUGUUAUACCAGAAUCUGAAGGAGUUAAUGUUAGAGAUACUUUAAUUAAAUUUUAUUCUGAAAGUUAUUCAUCAAAUAUAAUGAGUUUAGUUAUAUUGGGGAAAGAAAAUUUAGAUACUUUAUCAACAUGGGCAAUUGAAAAAUUUUCAUCUAUUCCAAAUAAAAAUUUAACAAGACCAAAUUAUCAAGGUAAAGUUAUAUAUGAUCAACAAAAUCUAUUAAAAUUAAUUAAAGCAAAACCUGUUAAAAACACUCAUCAACUUGAAAUUUCAUUUAUGAUUCCAGAUGAUUUAGAAAAUCAAUGGGAUUCAAAACCACAAAGUUAUUUUUCUCAUUUAUUAGGUCAUGAAAGUGAAGGUUCAAUAUUAAAUUAUUUAAAAUCAAAAAAUUGGGUAACUGAAUUAUCAUCAGGCAAUCUGAAUGUUUGUCAAGGUAAUUCAGUUUAUAUGAUUGAAUUUCAAUUAACUCCAUUAGGUUUAGAAAAUUGGGAAAAAAUAAUUGAAAUAACUUUUCAAUAUUUGAAUUUUAUAUUGAAAGAUGAGCCUCAAAAAUGGAUUUGGGAAGAAAUUAAAAAUAUUUCUGAAGUUAAUUUUAAAUUUAAACAAAAAAUUGAAGCUUCAACUACUGUAUCAAAAAUGAGUAAUUCAUUAUAUAAAUUUGAUGAAAUUAUUCCACCAGAAGAUCUUUUAAGUUCAUCUAUUAUAAGAAAAUUUGAUCCAUUUUUAAUUAAACAAUUUGGUUCUUAUUUAAAUCCUAAUAAUUUUCGAAUAACUUUAGUUUCACAAACUUUGAAUAACUUAACCAAAACUGAAAAAUUUUAUGGCACAGAAUAUGAUAUUGAGGAAAUUCCAAAAGAUCUUUUAAACAAGAUACAAUCACCAACUUUAAAUUCAAAUUUACAUUAUCCAAAACCGAAUGAAUUUAUUCCAUCAAAUUUUGAAAUUUCGAAAAAGAAGCAACCAAAACCUCAAGUAUCACCACAUUUAAUUAGUCAUGAUAAUAAAUUAAAUGUAUGGUAUAAACAAGAUGAUCAAUUUGAAGUUCCAAAAGGUUCAAUUGAAAUAAUUUUCCAUUUACCAAGUUCAAAUACUGAUAUUGAAUCAUCAACUAAAUCAAUUAUGUUUAUGGAAAUGUUAGAUGAUCAAUUAAAUCAAAUUACUUAUUAUGCUUCAUUAGUUGGAUUAAGGGUUUCAAUGAAUUGUUGGAGAGAUGGAUUUGCAAUUGCUGUUGGAGGUUAUAAUCAUAAAUUACCUAUUCUUUUAAAACAAGUUUUGGAGAAGUUCUUUAGUUUUAAACCAGACCCAAAAAGAUUUGAUUUAUUAAAAUAUAAAUUAUUAAAAGAAUUUAAAAAUUUUGGAUAUCAAGUACCUUAUAAUCAAGUAGGUACUCAUCAUUUAAACUUGGUAAAUGAAAAAGUUUAUGAUUAUGAUGAAAAAAUCAAAAUUUUGGAAAAUUUAAAAUAUGAUGAAGUUGCAAAAUUUAUAGAAAAGAAAAUAUGGAAAUCAGGUAUUUUUGGAGAAGCUUUAAUUCAUGGAAAUUUUGAUAUUCAAAGUGCAACUGAAAUAAAAGGGAUGAUUCAAAAACAUAUGGAAACAAUUAAGCCAAUCAUGAAUGAAUAUGAUGAAUCUAAAUUUCAUUUACAGAAUUAUAUUUUAAAACCUAAUGAGAAUCUUAGAUAUGAAGUUAGUUUGAAAGAUGAAAAAAAUGUAAAUUCAUGUAUUGAAUAUUAUUUACAAUUUAGUUCCACUAAUGAUACUAAGAUGAGAGUAUUGAUUGAUUUAUUAGUAACUAUAAUUCGUGAACCAUGUUUUGAUAGAUUAAGAACAAAAGAACAAUUAGGUUAUGUUGUAUUUUCAAAUUUAAGAAAAGGCAGAUCUUCAUUAGGUUUUAGAAUUUUGGUCCAAUCAGAAAGAAGUUGUGAGUAUUUGGAAUAUAGAAUUGAUGAAUUUUUAAGAAAAUUUGGUCAAUAUAUCAAUAAUGAUUUGAAAGAUGAAGAUUUUCAAAAAUUCAAAACAGCUUUAGUGGAUUCAAAAUUAAUGAAGAUUAAACACUUGAAUGAAGAAACUAAUAGAUUAUGGAAUUCAAUAACUGAUGGAUAUUAUGAUUUUGAUUUUAGAUCUAAACAUGUUAAAAUUAUUGAAAAAAUUACCAAAGCUGAAUUUAUAAAGUUUUUUAAUGAUUACGUUGAGAAUAAAUUAGGUAAGACUUCAAAAUUGAUUGUUUAUUUAAAUUCUCAAAUUCCUAAUGAGAUUCCAGAGAAGAAAAGAAUUCAAAUUGCUUUGAAUAAUCAUAUUUAUCAUAAUGGAUUUAAAAUAGAUCAUGAAUAUAUUGAUCAACUUUUGAAAGAAACUAGUAACGUGGAUGAAAUAAUUGAAAGAUAUGUUUCUAUACUUGAGCCAAUUAAUGGAAGUAUUAAUAAAGAUCAAAUUAAAUCUGACAUUAUACUUGCAAUUAAUGAACCAAUUCCAAAACAUUAUCCAACUGGAGAGUUAGUCAAAUCAAUUGAUGAUUUCAAAUCAACUCAUGAAUUAGGUGGACCACCAAACCCAGUUGCUCCAUUAUCAAAAUUUUAUUACGAACAAUCACAUUUAUAA